AAUGCUAUUUAUACGAGAAUGGCAUAUCAGGAGAUGAGAAACAGAGUGGCCCCCAGCAGCCAUCAUGAUCCUCUUCGAGGCCCCGCUAUUCGCAACCGAGAUGAUGUCCAACUACAGCGGCUAGGAAAGAGGCCAUCGUUGAAGAGAAACUUUGGCAUGCUCUCUCUGGUGGGUUUUAGCUGUCUUAUUCUUUUGACGUGGGAGGGCAUAGUCGUUGUGGGCCCGGCGGGGGUUAUGUACGCUUAUUUCUUCGCCUGGACAGGCACUGCUUGCUGCUUUCUCGUUCUGGGCGAGCUUGCUUCGAUGGCACCUACGUCCGGUGGCCAGUAUCACUGGUGUGCCAUGCUUGCGCCGAUGCACUGCAUGAAAUUCCUCAGUUAUGUCACUGGGUGGCUCACGGUAAUCGGCUGGCAAGUGGCAAACGCCGCUACGAAUCACUUAUGCGCUGUUCUCAUCCAGAAUAUCAUCCAAUUCAAUCACCAAUCCUACAGCCCCGACGCGUGGAAAAGAGUGAUGAUCUGCUGGGGGGUGCAGCUGCUGUCCCUCGGCACUAAUCUGAUUGGAGGCAAGUUUCUACCCCGAUUGGAGACGCUGGCACUGGUGAUCCAUGUCUUGGGGUUCUUCGGUAUCAUGAUUCCCCUUGCGUACAUGUCGGAGCACAGGACCUCGCAGCAAGUAUUCCAAGAUUUUUGGAAUAGUGGAGGAUUCAGCAUGCAGAGUCUUUCUUGGUUUGUGGGCUCUAUAGGCUGCGCGGGAGCUUUUGCUGGAGGCGACGGCGCCGUUCAUAUGGCAGAAGAAGUAGAGAAUGCAGCAGUUGCGUUGCCCCGGGCACUGCUGAUCACUCUCAUUAUAAACGGAUUUCUCGGGGUCGGCAUGAUGGUUGUUCUGCUGUAUUGUAUGGACAAUAUCGAACUCGCUCUGAAAGCAAGCACCGGCUACUCUGCAGUCGAGUUCUUCUACCGAGCCACGGGGUCGAAGUCCGGCGCAAUCAGUCUCCCCCGCCGACUGCCUACGUACGCGAUCUACCUCGCUGUCACCGUGUCGGUGCUGAUUUCCCUUAUCGAUAUCGGCUCUGAAAUCGCGCACACUGUCAUGAUUUCUAUAGCCAUCCCUGGCUGGUACUCUUCAUAUCUUAUCGUGGAGCUGCUCUUGCUCUACCAUCGAUGCAGAGGACAGAUUGCUCUACAGGUUGACUACGAUGAUACGAAAAUCAACACCCCCGGGGAAAAGCUUGUUUGGGGACCCUUCCGAGUCCCAGGCAUUUGGGGUAUCUUGGUCAACGGCUACGCGAUUGUCUACAGCGUUCUUGUCAUCUUCUUCAGCUUUUGGCCGGCUGAAAUGCGGCCCACAGCGACGGGGAUGAAUUACAGCGUUGUCAGCACGGGAGGCACCGUCAUCCUGGCCAUUGUUUACUACGUGUGCAAGGCGCGGCAUGUUUACAGGGGCCCAAUUAUGGAGACAAGCAUGUAUGAUUAG
This is a messenger RNA of Penicillium chermesinum, 1476 nucleotides long. RefSeq lists its product as uncharacterized. The record is from RefSeq and is a predicted model, not a curated record. Gene Ontology annotation, molecular function: transmembrane transporter activity. NCBI's taxonomy places the organism in Eukaryota, Fungi, Ascomycota, Eurotiomycetes, Eurotiales, Aspergillaceae. Gene Ontology annotation, biological process: transmembrane transport. Gene Ontology annotation, cellular component: membrane. The annotation marks the transcript as partial. The transcript is spliced from 7 exons.